This is a messenger RNA of Lingula anatina, 354 nucleotides long. RefSeq names its product N-acetylglucosamine-6-sulfatase-like. Gene Ontology annotation, biological process: glycosaminoglycan metabolic process. Gene Ontology annotation, molecular function: glycosaminoglycan binding; N-acetylglucosamine-6-sulfatase activity. NCBI's taxonomy places the organism in Eukaryota, Metazoa, Brachiopoda, Lingulata, Lingulida, Lingulidae. The record is from RefSeq and is a predicted model, not a curated record.
AAUUGCAUGUUUUUGUUCUUUCAGUCACCAAUGACAAAAACCAAGAAGUUAAUUGGAGAUGAAGGGAUCAUUUUCAGGAACAUGUUUGCCACCAGUCCAUUAUGUUGUCCGAGUCGAUCCAGCAUUCUCACUGGAAACUAUGUCCACAACCAUGGUGCUGUCAAUAAUAGCGUGGACGGGAACUGCAGUAGCCCCAUCUGGCAGAAGCAGUCAGAGACGAGGGCCUUUAUCACAUAUCUCAAAAAACAGAAAUACACCACUUUUUUUGCAGGGAAGUAUCUAAAUCAGUAUGGCAAGCUUGAGACAGGGGGCCCGGAACAUAUACCACCUGGCUGGGACUGGUGGAAUCAGUAG